UUCUUCCAGCAACAUGGGUGGUCACGGUCAUGGACAUGGUGCACCUUACAAGGUACCAGAUGCCAGCAUCUACAAAGUUGAAGAUGUACCCAAACUUGUUGAAGUAAGGGAAGCAUUGGCCCGUCAAGGUCUUAAGGAUCCUUGGUUGCGCAAUGAAGUCUGGCGUUACAAUGCCAAAGAAUUCGGCACCCAUGCCUCCCGCUUGAGAACAUUCAUGUUGCGUGGUUUUGUUUUGGGUUUGGGCUUGACUGCCGCUACCGUAGCCUUGGAAACUGUGUUCGGUGGUGAUGAUCAUCACGGUCAUGGCCAUGGUGAUGAGGGUCAUCAUUAGUGUGUACUAGUAAAAAUUAAUUAAUUUGUACAG
This is a messenger RNA of Musca vetustissima, 364 nucleotides long. It is a transcript of the gene ND-B12, whose product is annotated as NADH dehydrogenase [ubiquinone] 1 beta subcomplex subunit 3. The coding region runs from base 14 to 331 and encodes 105 amino acids. The transcript has 2 exons. The record is from RefSeq and is a predicted model, not a curated record. NCBI's taxonomy places the organism in Eukaryota, Metazoa, Arthropoda, Insecta, Diptera, Muscidae. Gene Ontology annotation, biological process: mitochondrial respiratory chain complex I assembly; electron transport chain. Gene Ontology annotation, cellular component: mitochondrion.